UCUGCAUACAGAUUUCAUCAUGAUGAGGCAACUAAAUGCACUCAUGUAUUGCUCAAUCCUUGAAUCCCAUUUAAAUUAGUCUUUACAUGUGCAUCUUUAACAGUAGUCCUCGGUUUCAAUGGCCAGUCUAUUAAUAACCGGAAAUUGUCCUCCCAUCACAUUAUUGUUUUAUGUAUAUCUGGUUGAGUGUUUAAAUAUCUGUAAGUUGGCACCUACCCUUUUUUCUCUUGCAAGGAAGAAAAGCUUAGUACUUGUCCAAUUUUUCAUUUACAACCUCAUGCUCCUUAAAUUUGUUUGCUAAUGAUAGCUGUAAAUAAAUUUUCUUCCAGGUGCUAGGAUAUUUUUAUUUUGAUCCAUCGGUAAAGGGACUUCUCCUGCUUUGGUUGUACUAUUGAAUUUCUUAAUGGGCGAUUCAGAAAAUGCAGCUCCUCCUUCAAAAAAAAGGGUUGCUGGGAGAGAACUAUCUCGGGAUAAUCCUGGUCUUGAUGAUGAGGAUGAGUCUACUGAGCAAGAGACUGAGACAUUCAAGAGGGCCAGUGAUGAAGUGUUGGCAAACAGAAGAAUCGUUAAGGUUCGCCGUCAUCAACCUCCAGCAGCUGCCUCUUCCAAUCCUUUUGCUGGGAUCCGCUUAUUACCUCCUACUGAAUCCAGUGCAAAACCAGCUGAAGUGAUCCCUGAAGCCGGUGAGCAAAAUGUUUCAGAAGGUGUAGACAAAACAAGCGAUGUGGGUAUAGAAACUGAAAAGGAGCCUGAAAUAACUGAACUAAAAAAAGAGGAUGAGAAUGAUAAGCCGUCAGAAAACAAGACUGAUGAACCGAAGGCAGAAUUUGAUGCUGAUAGGGGGCCUGAAAUAACUGAACUGAAAAAAGAGGAUGAGAAUGAUAAGCCGUCAGAGGACAAGACUGAUGAACCAAAGGCAGAAUCUGAUGCUGAUAAGAACAAAAGUGAUUCAGUUGAUGAGGAACAUAGACCUGAGAGUGGUGAGGAAAAGAAAGGUGUUGAUGGUGAAGAAACGAAGAAGGAUGCUAAGGAACACAAUGGUCAAGAAACUACAGCCCAUUCUCCAGCAGGUGCUCCUCUAAGUUCAUUUCGACAACUGUCAAGCAGCCAAAAUGCCUUCACAAGUCUUAUUGGUACUGGAUUUUCCAGUUCAUCAUUCUCCUUUGGCACAAUUCCAAAGGAUGGUCCAGUAAUUGGUUCUGGUUCUGGUUCUGGUUCUGCUUUUGGGCCUCUGUUUGGCCUUAAGAAUGACAAACCGUCUUCUUAUCCUCUCUCUAGUUUUGGUAGCUCUAACAAUGGGAGCCCUUCUGUCUUUAGCACUGCAGGGCCAUCCAGUAUUAAAAAGAACGAGGGAAUUGGCCCCUCGUUGCAGGAAGUGCCUGUUGAGACAGGGGAAGAGAAUGAGAAAGCUGUUUUCACUGCUGAUGCUGUGUUGUUUGAGUAUCUUGAUGGAGGGUGGAAGGAACGAGGGAAAGGAGAAGUCAAAGUGAAUGUUUCGACAACUGGAACUGAAAAGGCCAGACUUAUUAUGAGAGCUAGGGGAAACUUGCGGUUGAUCUUAAAUGCAAGUCUUUACCCCGACAUGAAACUAACAAAUAUGGAAAAGAAAGGUAUCACUUUUGCUUGCAUAAAUAGCACAGGAGAAGGUAAGGAAGGGCUAUCUACAUUUGCGUUGAAGUUCAAGGAUGGUUUUAUUGUGGAAGAGUUCUGUGGUGCAGUUAUGGUGCACAAAGAUAAGAAGACUACAGUCCUGAAGACACCAGAGAAUUCUCCUAAAGCUUCAGAUGAUUAAAUGUUGCGAUGCUAGGAGACACAGAGUUCUUGUGGAAAAGCGCAUCUUGGGUAAUAGCUGCCCAAAUCCGCUUUCUUUUUGUUUACAUUUUAGCAAUUUAUCAAGUGUCAUGUAGCCAGCAUUUAGAUUCAUAUACAAUUUAGUUGUUCAUUGUGUUCAAUCUAGUCUUGGUCGGAAUGUUCCAUCUUUUCUGAUUAAAGGUUGCAGUUUAAUUGCAUAAUUUGCUCCAAAGAUGUUGACUACUUCAUUGGGGGGCUUGAGAUGAUAUUAGGAAGAGAUGACAUUUCUUU
Messenger RNA from Telopea speciosissima, 2082 nucleotides. Its product is annotated as nuclear pore complex protein NUP50A-like. The record is from RefSeq and is a predicted model, not a curated record. Gene Ontology annotation, biological process: intracellular transport. Gene Ontology annotation, molecular function: GTPase activator activity. The coding region runs from base 404 to 1792 and encodes 462 amino acids. Gene Ontology annotation, cellular component: nuclear pore; cytoplasm. The transcript has a single exon. NCBI's taxonomy places the organism in Eukaryota, Viridiplantae, Streptophyta, Magnoliopsida, Proteales, Proteaceae.